CACAAUAACCGAAAAAUACAUUGGGGGUAAAGCGCGGAUUCAGAAAAACAGUUUUGAGAAGGAAGUUAACAUUUUAGUGCUGUUUAACUAUAUGCAUAACGGAUUACUUACGUUUCAGAUCUCUGUAAAGGUGUAUACGUUACUAAGCGUGUGAGUUUAAAUAAGUAGUAUGUUGUUUUUAUUUUCUUUCACGUUACCAUGAUUUCUUAGCAACAGUGUUAGAGUCACACUGGCCUCCACGCGGGCGUUCUUAUCUUUCAAAGCUAGCUAGCUAGUUGCUAGCUGACAGCUAGCGAACAGUCUGUUAGAUAACGUUUGAUUAACUAGAAACGUGGUUGUUUGUUGCUGUUAAAAUAUGUCAGGCUUUAAUUUCGGAUCCGGGGCUAUUGGUUCCACCAACACUGGCGGAGGGUUUUCGUUUGGAGCCGCUGCCAGUACCCCAGCUGCAGCAGGUACAGGUGGGUUUACUCUGAGUGGAGCUCUGGGCACUACAGCCCUAGCCACCACCACCACCACCUCUUCUCUGGGGCUGGGGGGGUCCCUGUUCUCUCAGAAACCUACUGGGGGGUUCUCCUUUAACACUCCUGCCUCAGGAGCUGUUGCACCCACCCAAGGCCUUACAUUAGGUGCCCCAGCAGCCUCUACAGCCCCCACCACGGGCUUCAGUAUGGCCUUCAAUAAACCCUCUGCCUCGGCCCAACCCUUCUCCCUCACUGCAGCCUCCUCAGCCCCCACAGGGGCAGGACUGACACUAGGCUCCGUCCUCACCUCCACCGCGCCACAGCAAGGAGCCUCAGGAUUCUCUCUCAACCUAGGGGGUGUGGCUGCAAGUACAGCCCCAUCCACAGGUCUAUCGCUGGGUUCCAGUAUGUUCUCUAACAUGGCUACUACUGGUCUGGGCCAGUCCACUCUUGGAGGACUGGGGUUUGCGUUAGGUUUGGGCCAGACCACUCUUGGAUCAGGGGGGUUGACGUUGGGUUCCCUGGUCUCUACCUCCGCGGCGGUCUCAGCGGCCCCCAGCCUUGGACUGGGUGGAGUCGACUUCAGCACCUCCUCAGAGAAGAAAAGCGACAAAUCAUCAGGGGCCAGCCCACAGGACAGUAAAGCUUUGAAAGAUGAACAUUUGCCUCCAGUCAUCUGUCAGGAUGUAGACAACUUCCAGAAGUUUGUGAAGGAGCAAAAGCAAGUUCACGAGGAGAUCAGCAGGAUGUCUUCUAAAGCCAUGCUGAAGGUUCAGGAUGACAUCAAGAGUCUCAAACAGCUGCUGUCUGUCAGCGCCUCGGGACUACAGAGAAACGCCCUGGCUAUAGACAAACUGAAGAUGGAGACCGCACAGGAGUUGAAGAAUGCAGACAUAGCUCUGCGGACUCAGAAGACUCCCCCUGGACUCCAACACGACAACACAGCUCCCUAUGAUUAUUUCCGGUGUUUAGUGGAACAGUUUGAGGUCCAGCUGCAGCAGUACAGACAGCAGAUAGAGGAACUGGAGAAUCACCUCACUACACAGGGCAGUGGAUCACACAUCACACCACAGGAUCUUUCACUGGCCAUGCAGAAGUUGUACCAGACGUUUGUGGCUCUGGCUGCUCAGCUCCAGUCAGUACACGAGAACGUCAAGACCCUGAAGCAGCAGUACCUGGGGUACCGCCGGGCCUUCCUGGAGGACUCCACGGACGUCUUCGAGUCCAAGAGGGUGGCCAGUAAGACGUGGCAGAGCGCCCCACGCAUCACCACCGGCCCCGCCCCCUUCAGCAGCGUCCCCAAUGCGGCGGCGGUCGCCAUGGCAGCCACGCUGAGCCAGCAGCAGCAGCCCGGCCCAGGUCUGACCUCCGCCUUCAAGUUCUAGAACCCUGACCCCCUCACCUUUUGACCUUUCACCUUACCACCCCUCAGUCUGAGAGAGGAAGGGGGGAGGAGAGAUACUGAGAUGUAGGGGGAGAGAAGGAAAGAGGGACAGAAUAAAAAUGUAGCCAGUGACAAACUUUUUGUUUAGUUUGUCUUUUCUUUUGCCGGAAAGAGGGAGAGAAAUGGAGGGAAGGAGAAAGAGGAGAUUGUAAAAGCAACAUAGUAAGUUCCAAACCGUGUUCAGUUUCUUUCUCCAGUGGUUCUGCUUGAUACGUGUGAGAAUACCCUUUCCUCACGGGCAUUGGACCCAAAGCAAUCUUUCUGAGGCAGUGUUGGAAAUGCCUGUUCAUGAACCUAGCAGGGGCCAUUACUCAGCUCUAUGCUUUUCUCCUCAUCUCUCCCUCUCUCCACCCCUCCUCUCUUCCCCCUCCCCUCCUCUCUUCCCCCUCCUCUCUCUUCUCCUCUCUCUCUCUCCCCCGCCAUAAGAGAAGCACUUCCUCUAGUGGGAAAAAUAAUGGAUGGGACCUAAGAUUAAUGAAAAGGUGUAGAGUGCUCAGAUCACUGGAGAUGAAACUGGAAAGCAGGACUCGUAUCUCUGGGUAUUCAUUCACAGCUCUCAAAUCUGUCCCAGACAGACUCUAGACUAAAAUUAUUUGAAUGCCAGGAGGCUGCAUUCUCUUUGGGUUCAGUCUCUUAAUUUAUAUUGAAUGGGUUCUUGAAUAUCUAUAUUUAAUGAAGGUGCUUUUUUGUGAAGCUGAACUGCUUUGAUUUUAUUGAGAAUAAAAUAUCUUAGGUAGUUAGUCUGGAGAUUAGGACGCAAGUGUCCAAAUCGGUUUAGUUCGGAAAUUGGGUCUCAACCUUUUUUUAAAUUAGGAAUUUCCUGUACAAACUGGUUUAGAUUAGGGCACAGUUGUGUCUGUGUGUUUUUAUAAAGCAGUAAUGUAGCUUUCACUGUGUGGUAGCAGUCUUGAUAAGCACUUAAAUCACACUCACUCACACGCACACACCAGCCUUAGACCACCUGAUCUCCAUUCCCAACUAGGUUGUAUGUAAUGAAUCAUCAUCUGUAUUUUUUCUCAGCAUCUGUCAUUUUGUCUUUGAUUGACAUGCUUCAGCUAUAUUUCAGGAUUACAUUUAAAAAGUUGACUAUCUGACAGUGUAUAGCCUAGUGUUUAAAGACGAUAUUGUCAUUUACUGUGCAGGUCAUAGAUCAAAAGGGUGUUUUGUGUUUUAAUUUCAGUGAAAGAUCGUUGAAGAUAUGCAUUCCUUUUUGUAACCACGGCAGCGUCUUUAGUUGUAAUAGCAAUAACAGCAGGCUCUGGUUGCUGAAGUGGCCAGGUGUGCAUGUGUCUGUCUGUGUAUUUGCAUUGUAGACAGGACAUUGACUGCCUCAGCCGGUAAUGAUCAUUGUACAGUAAUCUAAACACACACAGACAAGACACCCACUUCUACUUGACAGUCCAUAUCACUUUGAAUCCAUCACUAUGCAUUCUACAAUAACCUUUUGACUAAGAUAAUGAUUGUGAUUUCUCAGUACUUCCUACACACACUACUUAACACUGGCGGGUGGUCUACCAUGCAGGUUUACCUCAUUCCAGGAUAUAGAUGCCAGAGGGGCUGAUGUAAGACGGAACAGUCUGUCUGUAAGACGGAACCUAGUUCUCUUUAGUUUCAUAAUCCAUUCUAUUUAAUAGAAGGGAUACGGUGUUACAUCACUCACUAGUUUAGCAGGGGAGAGAUGGAGUGAACUUGCUGCUUGUAUCGACUGCCUUGGGAAGGCCAGUUGGAUCAUUAGUGCCAAAAAUCAGUAUUUUUCUCUAUUCUGAGUCGGCCAUUUUGUGCUCCAAUAUUAACCAACUGCUGCUCUGGACUGACCCGUCUGUCCGCCAUCUCACUCUAACAUUCCGGAACCACUCUGAAACUUUGAUUGUUCUAGAAUGAGUAGCUAAGUAGUUGUGGAACUGGAACACAGAUUAGUUCUGGAACUCUGUGAUUGGUUCUGGAACUCGUGGUCUGCUCUAGAUAGCAGACUCCUGUUAGUGUGACAGGGCUGGCUAACAGGACUAUGAUGAAUGUCUUGGGGCUUUAAGAGGGGUUCUAUGAGGUCAGAAGACUGCUAGUAGAAGACUAGUUGUGGUUGGAGUGACUGGCUGAGAGACUGUCCGUCCACUCAGACAGUGUUCAGACUCAGAGGAAUAGCUAGAUGGAGCCAGCGAUGUGCUGGGAUGUAUGUAGAACACUGGUAUUGGCUGGGAAAUGUAUUUUCCCUACUGGAUCAAACACAGAUGCCAAUUCUGUGGCCUGUUCAGGAGGGUGUGACGUUACAGAACGUUCAGAUAGAAAUGUGUUGCGUAAAACAGAUGUGAUUGUCUGUCAUGUAGAAUAGGGAAUCAUAUCAGCUCUAUUCAUUACAUUUCUAUCUCUAACGUACAGAACGUGUCACAUCCCUGAACACUGAUUCAGAGUGCUUUUGUUUAGAACAGCGUGUUUAAUCUAAAUAUAACCAAUGCUUGUUGUUGACGAUUAUGCAUAUAUCUGAUACUAUAUAAUAUUGUGUGCCUUUGAAACUAGACAUAUAUUAAUAGUAAUAAUUUUGCGAUGCAUUUUUUCUGGCACAUGCUAGUUCCUUCACUCUUGGAAUCUUGAAUAGUUUUGGAAAACUUGUGAAAUGCAAUAUAGCCGCUAGGAAUUAACAAUCGGUUGUGUCCUUUAACUGUGUCUGUUUUAUGGAAGUGGAAUUGCUUUAAAUUGACAAUAAAUGCGUUUUUAAAGGAG
Molecule: messenger RNA, 4620 nt
Organism: Coregonus clupeaformis (lake whitefish)
Lineage: Eukaryota; Metazoa; Chordata; Actinopteri; Salmoniformes; Salmonidae
Product: nucleoporin p58/p45-like
Exons: 12
Coding region: 356-1846 (496 amino acids)
Biological process (GO): nucleocytoplasmic transport
Cellular component (GO): nuclear pore
Molecular function (GO): structural constituent of nuclear pore
Source: RefSeq, a predicted model, not a curated record